AAAACCAGUGGAGUGCUCGUCGUGUCUCUCAGAGCAUCUGUAGUUUCUGCUAUCACCGGAGCGCUCAACCAAGCCGCCGUUUGAGUUGCUGGAAACAUGCCCCUGGGAGAUUCAGUUUAAAGGAACCUCGGUGGCAUUCGUCUCCUUAAAACCAGCUUUUCGGCGCCCCGACUGUCGACGCUCCAUCAUGUUGUCCCGGCUGAGGAGCAGCUUUUCCUUGAGGCCUGCCUUCGUGCCUGCCUGCAGAUGGGCACACACCAAAGAGAAGGGCAAGCCGUUAAUGCUCAACCCCCGCACCAACAAAGGAAUGGCCUUUUCUUUACAGGAGCGACAGAUAUUGGGCUUGCACGGCCUGCUGCCUCCUAAAAUCGAAACGCAAGACCUCCAGGCCAUGCGCUUCCAAAACAAUCUCAAGAAAAUGACGGAUCCCCUUGAAAAGUACAUUUACCUGAUGGGCAUCCAGGAGAGAAACGAGAGGCUCUUCUACAGAGUGCUGAUGGAAGACAUUGAGGAGCUGAUGCCCAUCGUCUACACGCCCACUGUCGGCCUGGCCUGCACACAUUAUGGGCACAUCUUUCGACGACCGAAGGGCUUGUUCAUCUCCAUUCUGGAUAGAGGACACAUCCGCUCGAUUUUGGACAACUGGCCAGAGACCAAUGUGGCCGCAGUCGUCGUGACUGAUGGCGAGCGUAUUUUAGGCCUGGGGGACCUGGGCGUUUAUGGCAUGGGAAUCCCUGUUGGCAAACUCUGCCUGUACACGGCAUGCGCCGGCAUCAGACCUGAAAGGUGCCUGCCCGUCGUGAUUGACGUCGGCACAAACAACGAGACUCUCCUCAAGGAUCCGCUCUACAUGGGCCUGUACCAGAGGAGAGACCGUUCUCAGGCUUACGAUGACCUCAUCGAUGAGUUCAUGGAGGCCGUGGUGGACAAAUAUGGGCAGGACACGCUGAUCCAGUUUGAAGAUUUUGGGAACCACAACGCCUUUCGCUUCCUCAGGAAGUACAGGGAGAAGUACUGCACCUUCAAUGAUGACAUCCAAGGCACUGCAGCUGUGGCCCUUGCUGGUCUGCUUGCAGCUCAGAGAGCCACUGGGAAGCCCAUCACAAAACAUCGAGUGCUUUUCCUCGGAGCCGGAGAGGCUGCUCUCGGCAUCGCAAACCUAAUUGUCAUGGCCAUGAUGGAGUCGGGCAUGUCGCAGGCGGACGCCAGGGAUAGGAUCUGGAUGUUCGACAAAGACGGCUUACUCGUAAAGGGAAGGUUGCAAGCAACGGACGGCAACCAGGAAGCAUUUGUUCAUGAGAGUCCUGGUGACGUUCACAGCUUUUUGGAUGCCGUCAACACCAUCAGACCGACGGCUAUCAUUGGUGUGGCGGGAGCCGGUCGACUGUUCAGCCAUGAUGUCAUCAAGGCCAUGGGCGCCAUGAAUGAGCGGCCCAUCAUCUUCGCCCUGAGCAACCCCACUGCCAAAGCAGAGUGCACCGCAGAGGACGCCUACACCCUGACGGAUGGUAGAUGUCUUUUUGCCAGCGGGAGCCCGUUUGGUCCCGUGACUCUGAGUGAUGGACGAGUCUUCACUCCCGGACAAGGCAACAACGCUUACAUCUUUCCAGGUGUGGCUCUGGCUGUCAUCCUGAGCGGAGUGCGCCACAUCAAUGACACGGUGUUCUUGGAGGCUGCCAAGACGCUGGCAGACCAGCUGACUGACAAAGAGCUGCAAGAAGGCCGACUGUACCCGCCUCUGUCCAACAUCCGAGAAGUGUCUCUGCAGAUGGCUGUCAAGGUGGUGGAAUAUGUGUAUGCCAAAGGCAUGGCGUUUCGCUACCCAGAGCCAGUGGACAAGAAUGCCUUUGUGCACGCCACCGUGUGGAACACCAACUAUGACUCCUUCCUGCCCGACACCUACAACUGGCCUGGGGUCAGCUUCAGCCCCGAUUCGAGUAACUCGUAGUACACUCACUCCUCCUUUAGUGACCUUGUGCACCUAAUUCAUUACAAUCACACUGCAGAGGACAACUGAGCACGUAUUAUGUUAAGUUACAGCUGCCAUGUGCCAGCACGGGUAUUUUACUUUGGUAUCGCCACUGUUCUCUCUUGCCUUUGUAGCCAAUACAUUUAACACUUGCACCCUCUAGUGGUGCAAAAGGGCAUCCGACUCUAUAGUUGAAGUGCUGAAAGCUUCAAGAUGCACAAGCUGAUCCAACAAUGAAUUGAACUCAUGAAUUAAGAUUAAUCAGGGCACACACAUCCUUAACAGAGUAGUCGAUUUCUAAAAUCGAGCAGACACUUCACAGGAUGAGAAAAAAAAUUGCUGUAGUACUGUAUAUGGUGUACUUGAGAUGACCAACACAAAAGGAUUUGCGACCGUAAGCAACAAACAAGUUUAACAUUUAUGAUUUCAACUCAUCAUUUUUCGAGCGCAGUGGAGAAGGAACAACAAAUCUUAACAGACGUUCGACAGUCAAAAUUACGUCUGUACCAAACUUCAGUUAUUCCGAACUUUAUAGCAAAUAAAUAUUCAUGACAAUACUGUAUUAGGUAAAAUUAUGUCGUUCUUUGCACAUUAAUGUGCAAUAAUAAUGUAAAAAAGCUAAAUCGAUUUUUUUUUUCAAAAAGCACUCCACGUAGAAAAAAAUCAUGUCUGCAUCAUCCAGCUGACGCAACAUCCAUGUAUGUCCAUGCUUUGUUUUUGUUGCUUAAUGGUAUUUGCUGUUGUAUAUUGUUUAGAGCACCGCUUUCAAUGACUUCCCAUCAUUAUUACUCUCCCCUGACAUUUCUGUGCAAAAGAAGCAUCGUAUGAAGCCAUGCUUUUCCAAGUGAGGGCCUACGAAGGCAACUUUUUAAGUGCUGUUGCUCUAAGGACUGUGGUGUUAAACUCAUGUCACAUUUGGGAAAGUAGGGCUUUAAAUCUUAGGUCAGGAUUGCAGAUGCGAUAUGAUCCUUUUCCGAUUUGCACAAUGCAAGUUGUUGGUGAUUUGUGUGAAUGCGUGUGUGUGUGUGUAUAUUGUUGUGGUGCUCACAGGAAACUGACAAUUGAAAUGAUUCAUUUUUAUUCAUGGAUUUAAUCUCCUUUAAAAGUACACAAGCAUUCACUCGCCAUCCUGCUGGGAAAACUGUUGAAUUGCACACCUUUUAUUUUGAGUGUCCAUUUUCCUCUCACUUAUAUGCUUUGAAAAAGUAUUUCUAAUUGUGUCAUGCAGACUGAAGUACAGAUAAUGUCUAAUCUAACCUGUUUGCGCAUGUAAAAUACCUACAUGGUAGCCUGAUAUAUUUUCUGUACUUUGCAAAUUUUUACAGCGCAUACCAGUCAUUUUUGCUAAAUCUACAUGAGCGAAUGAGGGGGAAAAAAAGAGUGAAAUAUGACAUGUUUUGUAGGUCUAUUUUUCUAAUUUCUUGUAGUACGUGUUCAUAUUUUUAUUCAUGUAUUAUUCAC
Messenger RNA from Hippocampus comes (tiger tail seahorse), 3430 nucleotides. RefSeq names its product malic enzyme 2, NAD(+)-dependent, mitochondrial (gene me2). NCBI's taxonomy places the organism in Eukaryota, Metazoa, Chordata, Actinopteri, Syngnathiformes, Syngnathidae. Gene Ontology annotation, molecular function: NAD binding; malate dehydrogenase (decarboxylating) (NADP+) activity. The transcript has 15 exons. Gene Ontology annotation, cellular component: mitochondrion. Gene Ontology annotation, biological process: pyruvate metabolic process; malate metabolic process. The coding region runs from base 188 to 1948 and encodes 586 amino acids. The record is from RefSeq and is a predicted model, not a curated record.